CCGGUUUCUUUUUCCUGUUUACAAUUUAUUUACAGACAUUCAGAAUGAAUAUGCCAUUUCUUUAUGAAGAUGGACAAGGACAUGUUGUUGAUGAGAACGGCGUUGAGCCUAUGGGCCUUGUUGUUGACGAAGAGUUAUUCGUUAUCGAAACAGUAAAUUGUCAGUCAUGCAAUAAGCGACGUUAUACACUUUACUCUGAUGAAAACAAGACCAGAGUUUUUCAUUUAUUUUUCGGCAAAUGUUUGAAUGCUUCGACUGCUGCGAGACAAUUACGUAUUCAUAUCCGACCAGCACAGAGAUGGGCUAAACGUUGUUACGAGGACCCUGAAAGCAUCUUUGAGAAGAAGAAAAAGCCAGGUAGACGUCGUAUUCUUUGGGAGGAGCAUAAGCAGUUUCUUUUAAAUUAUAUUGUCGAGAAUCCUCCUGUUGUUGUAGCUGAAAUGGCAGAAAUUUUAACGCAAAACUUUGUGUGGAUCUUAAAUGUUUCUUGUAGCACAAUUUAUAACUUCAUGACAACUGAGUGUGAUUUAUCUAUUAAGCAGGCACAAUUCCAGCCUAUAGAAAGAAAUAGCGAAGAAAAGAUUCAACAAAGGUACGAUUGGGUACCAAAGUGGCAGCAAACUGACAUGGACUUUACAACAAAUUAUGUCUUUCUGGAUGAAUCAGCUUUUCACGUUAAUUUGAAACAAGGUAUGGCCUGGUCAAAGAAGGGAACUCCCGCAAUAGUUACAGUACCUACAACUAAAGCGAAUGCAACAUCGGUUUUAGUAAAAGAAAAAUGGGUUGGUCUUUAUGCUGGUCAUGUAGCCCAUCUGGGUAACAGAACAACAAAUCGGGUCGAAGGUGCACAUGCAAAAUUGAAGCAACUUGUUACGUACACGAAUGCCAGCAUGGAAACCGUCUUUGAAAGUAUUGACAGAUGGUACUCGGGAAUGUGGGAAAAGAUCGAACAACGCACCGAGAUUGAAUCCUUUAGAUACGACCAUUCAUUCAUGCUUGAUAAAGAUGUCCACAGGAUGGAAUGUCUAAGACUCAAGACCAGCAAGUUUGCAUUUAACCGAUUGAAAAACGGCGUCGUACCAGCAUCGUAUAGAGUGGACAGAAAGGACGAUUGUGAAUGUGAAAUCAAGAUUCAGUACAAGUUACCAUGUGCCCAUAUGAUUUCUGGUGAUUCCUCUCCUAUCCCAUUAAGUAUGAACAAUGAUGGCAAGAAUGAUUGUGAUAAUGAUCAGGUAGAAAUGAACAAAGUGAUUUACGGCAGCGAUGAUUAUUCUCGUUACGACAUCCUUAAAAAUAUCAAGGUCAUCAAGAAAUUUAGUUGUCGUAGCCCUUGUAUAAAACGAUCAAAAUAG
Molecule: messenger RNA, 1352 nt
Organism: Halteromyces radiatus
Lineage: Eukaryota; Fungi; Mucoromycota; Mucoromycetes; Mucorales; Cunninghamellaceae
Exons: 5
Coding region: 45-1352 (435 amino acids)
Molecular function (GO): nucleic acid binding
Source: RefSeq, a predicted model, not a curated record